AUGGCAGAUCGCAAAGUUUCCGUCAACGGCACAACCAGCGCCUACACUCCCAGCGUCCAAGACAGCAUCAACCUGGCACUCCUCCAAAACGGAGGAAUCAAAAGAAUCCAAAGCGCAUUCCAAGACCGCCUCGAAGCAGCCGGCUGGACGCAAAACGUGCGAGAUUACGUCGAGCGCUUGUUCCGGAGCGGGGACGCGGCCACCUACGAUGAGGCAAUGAGGAUGAUUAUGCAGAACAUGGGAGAUAUCGGCGGUAGUGGAGGCGGCAGCGGCGGGAACGUUUCUGCACCAGAUUUGGCGAUUCCGAUAGAGGUCGUUAAGGACGGGGCAGAGGUUGUGAAGAAGGAGUUGAAGGGUAUUUUGACCUUGGGAGAUGGGAAGGAUAAGUGA
Sphaerulina musiva SO2202 is the source of this 390-nucleotide messenger RNA. RefSeq lists its product as uncharacterized. The transcript has a single exon. Lineage: Eukaryota; Fungi; Ascomycota; Dothideomycetes; Mycosphaerellales; Mycosphaerellaceae. Gene Ontology annotation, molecular function: transcription coactivator activity. Gene Ontology annotation, cellular component: nuclear pore; SAGA complex. The record is from RefSeq and is a predicted model, not a curated record. Gene Ontology annotation, biological process: positive regulation of DNA-templated transcription; mRNA export from nucleus. The coding region runs from base 1 to 390 and encodes 129 amino acids.